Microplitis mediator is the source of this 5770-nucleotide messenger RNA. RefSeq names its product GATA-binding factor 2-like. Gene Ontology annotation, molecular function: zinc ion binding; RNA polymerase II cis-regulatory region sequence-specific DNA binding; DNA-binding transcription factor activity, RNA polymerase II-specific. NCBI's taxonomy places the organism in Eukaryota, Metazoa, Arthropoda, Insecta, Hymenoptera, Braconidae. Gene Ontology annotation, biological process: negative regulation of transcription by RNA polymerase II; cell fate commitment; positive regulation of transcription by RNA polymerase II. The transcript is spliced from 8 exons. The record is from RefSeq and is a predicted model, not a curated record. Bases 936 to 2885 code for a protein of 649 amino acids.
CACGACAGUUGCAUCGACGAGCCGUGCGCGCGUGCGUUUGAAUUUUAUGUCACUAUAGAAGACAUUAAAUACUAUAUUACUAAUAUUAAAUCACCAGUUGAAAAUAAAUUUAUUAUACACGCGGUUUAUUUUAUUAUCGAACGUAAGUGCACAAACUCGAUUAUUAUUUACCACAAUAAUCAAAGAAACGAUUAACGUUAACUGAAAAUCGAGUUCGGUAAACACGAUCGUGUGUGUCAGUGAAUAUAAAUUGGAUUAUUUUUUUUUAUUUUAUUAUUUCUUUUGUUCAUCUUUAUUGUAUUUUAUUUUCUUGUCCUGUUUAUCUAUUGACGGAUAAGUGAACCUUGAGCACCAAGAGAUUAGAGCUUAGGGAAUAUAUUUGUAUAUAUAUUUAAAUAAAUAAACAGCCAUGUGCCGUGUUUGUGUACAGUGCAGUGUUUUGGUGAUAACAUAGUGAUUGUAAAUGAGAAUUUUAUGAUAAUAACAAAUUGUUGAUCAGUUUAUAUAUGAAUACUAAAACUCUUAUCACUGGAUAGAUCACUUAUAGAUAAGAUUGUCCUCGAGGUAUUACAGUUAAACCAAAUAAUUCAAGACUUGGACCGGACAAAGAGAAACCUUAUGAAAUAUCAGCAACGAGAUCACUACGAGGGUCCGAUCCUCCGGGACUUAAAUCUCCUGAAUCUUUUUUCUCAUUUCAUUCACUUAUUCUAAUAUCUAAUUGACUAGAAUUUUCAUCUACUUCUUCAUAACUCAAUAUCAAUUAAUUUGCUCUUGUCCGCGUUACGUGUGCGUGUGAUACGCACACGCAGUAUAAAUCCCCACUCUGGUUCUCUAGUCGUGGGACAGAAGAAUAAAAUAAAAAAUAAAUUUUUUCUCUCAAACCGGACGGGGCGCUUCGAAGCGCACGAAGUAAAGCUACAAAAAUUCUGGACAUAAUGGACAUGAGCAGCGAAUCGAGCGCGGCGCGUUGGUAUGAGCCGCCGAGGACGAGUCUCGAGUCCGCGGGUGCUGGGGGCGCGGGUGUGCCCGGUGUCAACUCUGACUAUAGAACUUACUACCCUCAUGCAGCGCCGACGCCUCAUCAUCCCGCAGCAGCCGCCCACUACGCUCACAGUAGAAUGACAGGAAGCGGCGUAUCUGGUGGACCAGUGAGUCAGGUCUGCCGUCCACAUUUUCACGGUAUCCAUCCCUGGUUAUCCAGUACUGGAGACGCUAAACCCUGGGCAUUUCCAGCGACAACGGCGUCGACGGGUGGGGCUGCGGAAGAUAAACCUCAGAGUCCUUUGGGCUCGUCGUUACCACCUACCUCCGUGAGUUUGUCAAGCCACGGUGUCAAUGGAGGACACAACCUGUUUUCAUUUCCACCCACGCCGCCUAAAGACGCCACCCCUGACAGCAUAACCACCAGCACGAGUUCCACAACAAAUAACAACAAUAAUUCUGUGAGCAAUAACAAUAGUACAAAUAAUGGAAGCAAUACACUGGGUCUGGGUGGUGGGAACAGCGAAUACCAAGCGGCAGUGGCACAUGCGGCUGUGAUGGGGGCAUUUAUGCAUCACCAAGACGCACUGGGAGCAACAUCGGGUGGCUCGUGUGACGUUAAACCAUCGGUGAUGCUGGGUCAUCAUCACGGUGCACCUUCACCGCCACAUCAGCACAACGGGGGCAAUAACGGCGGAGGCGGUGGCCAGGUCAAACAACGUGAAGGUAAUAGCCAAUCCACGAAUAAUGGUGCCGGUGGUGGUACGAAUUCGGCUGUUAAUGGCCAACAGCAGCAGCAACAACAACAGCAGCAGCAAACGGCAAAUCAACAAGCGAAUGCACAGCAGCAACAACAGGAUUACCAGAAUCCUGGCGGUGCUACUUCACCAUCGUGCAGGGACUCCUAUCAUCCUGCCUCCCAUCACCACCAUCAUCAUCACGCGACCUCAACUUCCCAGUAUGAUCCUACUGCGAGCGCUUACAACAUGUAUUCGCACCUACAGUAUCCUACCCAUCACGCCCACAAUCCACACAACGGAUCCUCGUUGUUUUCUGGAUCCCAUCACGCAACAACCGGUGUACCCGGUGUUGUCAGUCCUGACGCAAAACUUCUUGGCUCCUCGCACGGCAACACCCCAAACUCACCCGGUUCCCAACAACAGCAGCAGCAAAAGCCGAGGAACAAGUCCAGAACGUCCGCCGAGGGUCGCGAGUGUGUCAACUGCGGAGCAACUUCGACGCCACUCUGGAGACGAGACGGUACUGGACAUUAUCUCUGCAAUGCCUGUGGGCUCUAUUACAAAAUGAAUGGACAAAAUCGACCGUUAAUCAAACCCAAGAGACGUCUGUCGUUGCAGAGUGCCGCGAGAAGAGCAGGCACGAGUUGUGCAAACUGCAAAACCGCAACAACGACCCUUUGGCGAAGGAAUCAAGCUGGCGAGCCGGUGUGUAACGCGUGCGGCCUCUACUACAAACUUCACAACGUUAACCGACCGUUGACGAUGAAAAAGGAGGGUAUACAGACGAGGAAUAGAAAAUUAUCCUCAAAAAGUAAAAAGAAGAAACAGGGAAACUGUCUCGGUUUGAGCGGCGUCAUGGGUGACAUGAUCAAGGCAAGCGGACACUUGGAUCUUGAUAACAAGUCAUUCCACACUGGAUUUGGUUCACCUAUGGGAACGGCCCAACAUCAUCACUCGAUGCAUCCAGCAGUGCAACAUUACAUGUAUCACUCGGGAGUCGGAAUGGCCGGAGGUCUUCAUCAGGGAUUCGCGCCACCCGCGCCACCGCCAAUUCACCCGCACUCUCAUCCACACUCCCACUCCCAUCACAUGACGAGUUUGCAGGGUCUUCAGUUGGCAGCUACGACGAAUGCUAUGACCGGUUGGAGGUCCGAGUACACAUGAAUGAGUACUUAUGACCAGUAAACAGCAUCAGCAGCAGCAGCAUCAGUACCAACACCAGCAGCUCAGGACGCAACCCACCAUUCUGUCAUAAGCUUUUUUCGAUAAACUCUCGCGCUAUUGGUAUCCGUGUGCUCACAUAUAUUUAUACAUAUAUGGAAAAACCUCGUAAGCGUUAACACGUAUGUUAAAAGAUGAUACCCAUCGUCUUUUUAUUUUAAAAAUUAUUAUUUCUUUUUUAUUUUAUUUUUUUACUUUUAUUAUUUUUAAAUCGAAGGUUUAAAAAUCUUCAACUUGUUAUAUAAAUAUAAAUUUAUCAGCAGCAAAUAAUGGAAUCAAUGCUCACGCGUUGGAAUUAUUUUUUUGUAAAUAUGUAAAGUAUACCGUAGGGUUUAUUAACCCCCCGGUCCCAAGUACAAAGUCAGCUGUCGUUUAAUCGAGUCGUUAUAUAAUAAAUUUAAAUGUAAAUAAAAAAAAACAUAAUUAUUAUAAUAAUAUACUUAUUAAUGAACUCAUAAAUUAAUUAUGAGUAUUUGAAUUUAUAUAAAUAGUAAUAAUGGUGUACUAUUCAUUUGAUUACACGUUCGUAUUUAUCUUAAAUCACGACGGUAUGAAGCCAUCGCAAUCAACGUUAAUCAACUAAUCGGUUUUUAUUUUCACCUCAGUCACACCUUAGAUAUAUCGACUAAAAUUAUAAAUAUAAAUAUUAUUUCUAUUAUUAUAAAUAUUAUAUAUUAAAGAUCAUUUUAAUUGUAUCUACACACUGAUACUACCCGUGUGUGGGCGUUAGAUUACGAGCUAACGUGAUACGAUACACAGCCGACACUACACCCUGGGAAAUAUAUAUAAAUUGUAUAAAAAUGAAUUAUCUCUAUCGGUCAUUAUCGUGCAAUUUAAGGUAACGAGUGAAGAUUUUUAUCGGCAAAACACGACGACUGCUUCCCUCAGCUGACCUUUUUCUCAUUUAUUAUAAUAUUAUAUUUGUCAUCAUUAAUAUUUACUGCGCUGACAGUUAACAUUAAAUAUAUUAUUAUUAUUAUUAUUAUAAAGAAAUUAAUGAAUUUUCAAUAGAUAAAGUAAUUUGUGUGAUUUAUAUUUAUUAUUGAUUGAUUAAAUUUAAAUGUGUGUGAUAAAAAUAAAAUAAUUAAUACAUGGGACAGUCGUACGUGAUUUUUAUUUUCUGUUUCGAUUUCUUUUUUUUUUAAUUAAUUUAAUUUGUUAUUUAAUGCGUCGAUUUAUUUUUCUUAGUGAUCGUGGGCCCAUAAGUCAUAUAUAUAUAUAUACUGUAAAAAAUUAGGAGUGAAUUUGAAGUGAUUACGGAAUUUGUUUGAACCCAACUUCACUCGGAGUCUCGGGGUUUAAAAAAAAAUUACUCCGCAUAUGGAGUAAAUAAGGAGUUUUUUUUUUUUAAUGGAGUAAUAUGGAGUUUAUUUAAAUUUGCAUUCACUCCGAUUCGGAGUUUUUUCUUCUACACUGUAAAAAGAGCGGUGUUAAAAAUGGACUCAUUUUAACUCCGCCCGGUGUUAAAAUAAAAUUACACCGGUGUUAAAUCGGGGUAACCGGUGUAAAAGCCGGGUAAACUGCGUCCGCUUGGAUUAUUAACUUUAAAGAUUAUAAAACACAAAAAAUGUCAGUUCUUUAUGAAAAUUAAUAAAAAAAAUCAUUUAUUAACAAGUAUAGUGAUCGAGUAAUUCACAAAGUAAAAUAUUUUAACACCGGUCUAGAAUAUUUACACCGGUGGCGGCGUUAUUUUAACACCGCUUUCAGGGGUAAAUUUAACACCGAUAAUUUUAACACCUACACCCUUUGGACUUACCCCGGUGAUUUUUUACAGUGUAGGAGUGAAUUUCACUCAGAACCGGAAUUUAAAUAUUUAAAUAAACCCGCCUUCGGAGUGAAUUUCACUCCGCGGGAAUUAAAAAAAAUAGACAGUCAUCUAUUCUCCAUUUACUCCGGAUUUACUCUGCGUUCACUCCGUUAAUUUUUUACGGUAUAUAUAUGUCUUGACGGAUUGAAUUACUGAUAAAUAUAAAUGGGUGUCAAAUCUAACACUACACGGAAAAAAAUGAUUGACAAUAAUUGUAGUUCAACUUCUAAUUAUUUAUGUUAUGUUCAAUAACUAAUGUCGUUUCAGUUAGUAAAAUUAUGAUUUUAAUGUUUAAACUGCUAUAAUUAACAGUUAAUCGUUGAAAUAUACUGCUUGACUAUUUAAAAUUACUAGUUAAACCUUAAAAAACUACAAGACACUUGUCAAAAAAAUGCAUCUGUUAUUAAUUUCUUACGUUUUACUCCAUAAUAUUUACUGAGAUUCGGUCUAGGCGCGCUGUUGACGAGAAUCUCAGUAAUAUUUACUAAUUUUUUUUCCGUGUAAAAAAAAACGGGAGUGAGUUCGAAGUGAUUACAGAUUUCAUUUAAAUCCGCAUUCAUUCUAACUUCGAGAGCAUCAAAUAAAAAUAGUCACCUGAUCCGCAUUUACUCCGAUUAAAUCCGCGAUCACUAAGAAAUUUAAUUAUUUUAUUUUUUCAAAACUUAAAUAAACUUCAGACGGAAAAAAAUAAAGCACACAAUAGAUGAAAAUUUUAAUUUGAAAUUUUUAAUUAAUGCCGUUAAUUAGAAAAAAAAAAAUAAUUUUUAUUUUUUUGAAUUUUCAAUUUUCUUAGCGGAAGUUGGAAAGAUUAUUAAUUUAAUUACUAUUAUUAAUAUAAUUAUAAUUACAAAUAAAUAUAUGGAGACAUAAAUAUAUAUUGUAAACUAUAGUAUAUGGUUAAUAAACCACUGAGAGUAAGUGAUUGUGUAUAAUUACUAGUAAUCAGAUAUAUAAAGUUAGAUAGUCAAAGUAUUAAAAUAAAAGAAUGAGAGAUAAUCGAUAAGUUUUAAUAAUAAAUAAA